Molecule: messenger RNA, 522 nt
Organism: Geodia barretti
Lineage: Eukaryota; Metazoa; Porifera; Demospongiae; Tetractinellida; Geodiidae
Source: the annotation of a GenBank genome assembly
AUGCAAUAUAACGUAGCGCAAUUGUUGAAUGAACCCACCGGAUCCACUCGCAGAGUACAAUUGGAGACUGGGCCUGGGUACUCCGGCGACUUGGCAGUUGCUUACGGUGGCAGUCUGGAAUUCCUGAGAACUCAUCAGGGUUUGCUGGUCCGAGGAAAUGUACAAGCCAGUGUGGUGUUGACCUGUGGCAGGUGCCUAAACGAGUUUUCGAGUCCCAACCAGUUGGAAGUUGAAGAAGAGUUCUACUCCCUGGUUGACGUCAAUACAGGCGAAAGGAUGGAUAGUGUCUGGGACUUCGAAGGGACAGUUAUAGACUUCGAUCAUGUACUGGAUAUGUCUGAGGUGCUGCGGCAGUACACCAUAGCCGCCCAGCCAAUCAAGCCACUGUGCAGGACGGACUGUGGGGGCCUUUGCCAAGAAUGUGGGGUCGACCUGAAUCAGGAAAGUUGUAAGUGCAGUGAGGAUGCCAUAGACCCGAGGUGGAAAGACUUGGCAGCCUUGCUGGAUCAGUCGGAAACUUAA